AUGCCAUCCAGACGACAACGGCCAUUUGUUGUGAUGAGAAAGACUGUCACUCGGCCCAUUCUCGCACGCAUAUAUUCCGUCCAGCAAGGUCGUCGUUGGGUCAAAAUACCGACCUUGGAUAAUGGAAAUGGGCAGGAUCCUAUGUGCACCCACGCACUUGACGGCCCUUGGACCCAACCCCACAAACACAACUGCGAACUGCAGAUUAUCCACGGAAGACGAAGCGACACAUUUAGAAUCUUCUGUAAGAAUCACAUAUUCCUGAGGGAGAACGACACUGUCAAGGCCAUCGUUGGUGAAGAGUAUCGUUGGUGUGGAUCAAUUGUCGUCAUGAGAGCAGGCAAAGGCGAGAAGAAAUGGGUCGUGAAUAUGCGGGGAUGUCGGGACACAGUACUGGCAGACUAUGCACUGGAUCAAUUCAUCAAGCACGUCCAGCAGAGAAAACGGUUCUCCUUCCCCAAGCACCUAGUAUUCCGUAUGCCCUAG
Desarmillaria tabescens is the source of this 486-nucleotide messenger RNA. RefSeq lists its product as uncharacterized. The transcript is spliced from 3 exons. Bases 1 to 486 code for a protein of 161 amino acids. Lineage: Eukaryota; Fungi; Basidiomycota; Agaricomycetes; Agaricales; Physalacriaceae. The record is from RefSeq and is a predicted model, not a curated record.